CAUAAAUUCAUAUUAAAUAAAUAAUUAUGAACACAACAUAAGAAAACAAUAAAGAUAACUAGAUAGAACAAAUUGAAAAGAAAGUGAAGAUUUAAAAGCCAAAGAAGGCAGAUUUUAGAAUGCAUGCUCAUGUAAAUCCAUUAAAUGAAACCUUGUUUCCUUAUCCACUUAAUUACAAUUAAGUUGAUUGGUCAUUACAUUAUCCUAAAAAAUUUGGAAAAGAUCCAUUAAAGUUAUAUCUAAAUACAUUAGAAUAUCCAAUUUCUUAUGAUGAUUAAGUGAAUCCUGAAUGUUCAUAAUCUAUUGUGGAUUUUCUUGAUAUGUAAAUUUAAUUAAUAUUACCUAAGUGGUUGUGGAUUUGGAGGACUAUGCUUUGCCUUAAGUUAAAAUUACCCAGAUAAGUAUACAUUUGGAAUGGAAAUCAGAGGCAAAGUAGUAAACUUUGUAGGAGAAAAAAUUAGAGCCUUAAGAAAUGAAGGCGAAGCUCACAAUGUAUCAGUGAUUCGUACAAAUACAAUGAGACAUCUACCACAAUAUUUUAGAAAAAAUAGUUUAGAAAAAAUCUUUAUUUGUUUCCCUGAUCCACAUUUCAAAAAGAAAAAUUACAGGAGAAGAAUUGUUAAUUCAGGACUACUUUCUGAAUAUGCUUAUCUAUUGAAACCUAAUGGAAGAAUUUAUUGUAUAACUGAUGUAGAAGAAUUACAUAAUUGGCAUGUUUAACAUCUUGAAAAACAUAGGAUGGUAUUUAUGAAAGAAUUAUAUAAAGUUUAAACGAGUUUAAGAUGUUGAAGAAGAUUCUGCAGCAAAACUCAUUUGGAAUUCUACUGAAGAGGGAAAGAAAGUAGAAAGAAAUAAAGGAUCAAAGUUUAUUAUUGUUUGUGAAAAAGUGUGACUUACAAGAUUAAUAAAAAUACAUUAAUG
This is a messenger RNA of Paramecium primaurelia, 921 nucleotides long. NCBI's taxonomy places the organism in Eukaryota, Ciliophora, Oligohymenophorea, Peniculida, Parameciidae. The record is from the annotation of a GenBank genome assembly.